AAAUGGGGGAAAGGAUUCCUGCGAUGCAGCAGAGCAGAGAUUGCAGCAGCAGCAGCAUCCCUCAGAAAUACACACCACCUUCUGCAAAGCAAUAAACCACCCAUCGCCUGAAGCCCACCAAAACCGGGAGGCUUGGAAAACCUCUAUCACAAGCCGAGAUGAAGAAAUGCCUCCUACCUCCCCAGGUAUCAGAAGUUCUGCUCGCCUUCAGAGAGGUAUAAGUACUGAGAUUCCGGGGAUGUAAGAAAUACAGUGCUGUGUCAUGCAGCUGACAGGUCUGCUGGAGGAGCUGAUGGUCACAGCCGGGACAGAAAGUCUUCAUUAAGUAAAACAGAGUAAACUAAUCACGGAAAGUUGGAGCUGUUUGCAAGAUCUGUUGAGUUUUGACAGCUCACCCUGUCAAAAAAGCCAUCGUUUGGGACGGCAGUGUGCUGCCCGUGGCUGUGAUGGCUAGCAAGAGAAAAUCAACAACUCCCUGCAUGGUGCGAACUUCAGAAGUCAUGGAGCAGGAAGGCGCUGAAGCCACAGAGGUUCCUAAAGAGAAGGAGUCUGGCGCACCACAGCAGGACUCUCAAAAGAGCUGGCCUUCAGAAAGCUCAGUCAAAGACUGCGAAGUGGUCGAGGCAAAGCCCCCAGCUGAAAGUCAAUCCAAGAAGCCCCAGGGUGGUUAUGAGUGUAAAUACUGCCCUUACUCAACACAAAACUUAAAUGAAUUUACAGAGCAUGUUGACACUCAGCAUCCAAAUGUCAUUCUGAACCCCCUGUAUGUCUGUGCUGAAUGCAACUUCACAACCAAAAAAUAUGAUUCUUUAUCUGACCACAACACAAAAUACCACCCGGGGGAGACUAACUUUAAACUGAAAUUAAUUAAGCGCAAUAAUCAGACUGUGUUAGAGCAGUCUAUUGAGACCACUGCUAACGAUGUCACUGUCACAAGCGGUGGGCUAGAAACUGCAGAGUGUGAUGAUUCACUUCAUGGGGGAAUUAGUGCAAAUAAAACACCAAUGAUGAAACUGGGAAAGCCUAAAGGGGAAACCAAGAAGGGACCCAAAAAGCCAGAAGAGGGAGUUAUGGAAAACCAUGUGGACAGUACUCUCCCCCGUAUCAUAACUGAAGCCACCGAAGCUAUUGCUUGUAUAAAUGGAGACCUUCUCCAUGAUGUGCUAGCCCAUGUUAUGCCCUCUGUGCAGCUGCCACCAAAUAUUAACCUUGUUCCCAAGGUCCCGGUACCUCUGAACAGUACCAAAUACAACUCUGCACUGGACACUAAUGCAACCAUGAUCAACUCCUUUAAUAAAUUUCCUUACCCAACACAAGCAGAAUUGUCAUGGUUGACAGCAGCAUCAAAACAUCCCGAAGAACAAAUCCGAAUCUGGUUUGCCACGCAGCGUUUGAAGCACGGUAUAAGUUGGUCUCCUGAAGAAGUGGAGGAGGCGAGAAAGAAGAUGUUCAAUGGUACCAUUCAGGCAGUUCCCCAGACCAUCACCGUCCUGCCAGCUCCUUUGACAACUGCAAAAAUGCCCCAACCCAUCAUCCAGACAGCUUUGCCUUGUCAGAUACUGGGCCAGACUGGUCUGGUUUUGACUCCUGUGUCAAAUGGUUCAACUGUUUCCUGUUCACCAAUUACACUUGCUGUUGCCCCAAACCAGGGGCAGAAGAGGGCAAUACAGACGUUAUCAAGUGCCCCAGAGGCCAAGCGUCCUCACGUGGUUCAGGUGCCUGAGAUGCCUGCCAAGCUGACUGCUGUACCCUUGACACCAGCCAGUGAGCGAAAGAAGACAAAGGAGCAGAUAGCAGAGCUGAAGGCCAGUUUCAUGGCAAGCCAGUUUCCUGACGAUACAGAAGUCUACCGGCUGAUAGAGACAACAGGUCUUUCCAGGAGUGAGAUCAAGAAGUGGUUCAGUGACCAUAGGUACAGAAGUCAAAGGGGUAUUGUGCACAUCCCUGGUGAUGCUUUAGGGAAGGAUCAAAUAGCACCUUCAGCUGGUCGACACAGCCGCUCAUUUCACCCAUACACAGAUUUUGCUCCUCAAAGAUUCAAAGAGAAAACUCAAGAGCAGCUUAGGGCCCUUGAGGAGAGCUUCCUAAGAUGCUCUUUUCCUACCCAAGGAGAAUUGGACAGGCUUCGAGUAGAAACUAAGCUGAGUAGGAGGGAGAUAGAUGCAUGGUUCUCUGAGCGGAGAAAGAUAAGGGACAGCAUGGAGCAAGCUGUCUUGGACUCAAUGGGAUCAUAUAGAAAAAUUAAGGAGCAAGGAACUCCCAAUGGUGCAAUAAGCCAAGCAGAAUUGCUGAGUAGCUCUCAGCUCCCUGGUGCUUUAUCUGGAUCCUCCACCACGUUGAAGAAAACUCAAGAGCAGAGUCACCUGCUGAAAAGCACAUUCGCAAGGACCCAGUGGCCGUCGCCCCAAGAAUAUGAUCAGUUAGCAUCUCAGACUGGGCUCACAAGAACUGAAAUCGUUCGCUGGUUCAAGGAAAACCGGUCUUCACUAAGAACAGGGUCUCUUAAAUGGAUAGACCAGUACCAGAAGCAGUAUGUUGUUGAUGGCAAUAAUGAGCAAAGCCAGAAAAAGGGCUCAAAACACACGGAGAGUGCAAAGAAUGGUAAUGAGGUGUCUCGGCAGCAUUACCAGGAGCAUAAAAAACUGAAUGAAGAGAAUGGGGGGAAACCAGUGGUGAGAACGAAAAGAGACUGCGAACCACUGAAAGACUCUUUGUUGGGGAAUCAAGUGGAGGGAAUGGACAGGCUGGAGUGCAACAGCCACGACGGCCACGGCAGCGAGGAGAAUGAAGAGCCAGCGGAGGUCAACUGGGUGGAGGUGACGGUGGGUGAGGAUGAUGCUGCAUCGGACUGUACAGACAGCUGGAGCCAAACGGCACCCGAGGGCCAGGCAGAGCUGGCGGACUUUGACUCUGAAAGUAUAUCUGGAGAAAAUGCCCACGUAUAGACAGGGGUACUCCUCAGCUGCACUGUCCCGAUGAUGAAGGGGAAAUGCUGUCUGGAAAUAGAAGAAAACUCUAUUUUCCUGCCUGGGGUGAGGUAGCAUGUUGCGACUCCAAGUCUCAAACCCUGCUUGUGGAGGCACAGCAAGAAAUACUCUUACAGAGCAUCAUCAUGGGAUCGUUUAUAGUGCCAAAGUCCUACUACUGCAUAAAGAAAGAAAGAAAGAAAGAGAAAAGGGUCCUUGUACAUAAGUUUCUCCUUUGCUUUUCUCCUACCCACUUUCCUGCCGAGGCUCUUCCUCUUCUGGACCAGAUUUGUACAACAUGGAGAUUUUGUUAACUUUUUAAUAGGUGCAAGUUAAUCUUGCAUAUAAUGCCACUGCAAAAUUUGGGGUUGGGUUGGGGGAGGGAGGUAUCUUUUGUGGGGAAGGGAGAGGAGAUUUCUGUUUCCCUAAAGUGUUUUAAGACAGAGUUUUGGAGUCCUGUUGGUGCAGAUCAGCAUCUGAGCCCAGAUCCCCAGCCCAGUUUACAUUUCAGCCCACAUAAAAGUGUUACAGGGUUGAGGAGGGUCCUUCUGGAGUGGUUGGGAUUUGGGUUUUUUCUUGUUGUUUUGACUUGUUUUGUUUUAUGGCCACCAGCUACUGGUUGAGUAUUUAAAUCUCUUGCUUUUCCAUGUUCCUUCAAGGCGAGUCUUCUCUCACUCCCAUACUUCACAAGCCAGCCCCAGCUGUGGGUCUCUGAAAAUUUGGCUAGGAUGCCUUUUUUUGUUUGGUUUUUUUUUAGCACUUUUUGUUCAGAAACGCAGAACAGCCCCCAGAGGGGUUGCAGCAAGGAAAUUAAGAUGCUUCAUGAUCUGAACUUGGUUUGUAUUUCUUUGGCUGGUACAAUGAUGGACGCCAUAGGCAGCAGCCUGCCCUCCAGCUUUAGAUGUUGUAGCGCACAAAGACGUUUUUGAUUAACCCUUGCCACUAAAUUUUUUAGGUCAAUCCUAGGUUGCCGAGUGCACUUUUCCUACCAAUACUGCUCUUUUGGGGUUGUGUGGAGGUGUCUGUCCGUGCACGUGUGAGGAGGAGGAGGAGGGAGAUGGGGAUUGUGGGUGCAUAGGCGAGUGGGUGCUAUUGCCGUCUGGUGCGUUCCUCUGACGAGCUGGGUUCAGAAACCUUGCCCACCUUUCAGUACACUGCACAAAUAGGAUGCUAGGGAGUUUGAAUAAAUCCAACUUUUCUAACUUGUUGCUCAUUUGUUGUAACUCAAUAAAACAAAGGCUGAACAUUUUGGUAA
This is a messenger RNA of Melopsittacus undulatus (budgerigar), 4221 nucleotides long. It is a transcript of the gene ZHX2, whose product is annotated as zinc fingers and homeoboxes 2. Bases 447 to 2945 code for a protein of 832 amino acids. The record is from RefSeq and is a predicted model, not a curated record. Lineage: Eukaryota; Metazoa; Chordata; Aves; Psittaciformes; Psittaculidae. Gene Ontology annotation, biological process: regulation of transcription by RNA polymerase II. Gene Ontology annotation, cellular component: nucleus. The transcript is spliced from 4 exons. Gene Ontology annotation, molecular function: DNA binding; DNA-binding transcription factor activity, RNA polymerase II-specific.